AAAAAUUUUUCUAAGAAAUACUAGCAAAAAAAUAAUUAGGCAAAGACUAACUUUCUCCAGCUUCGCAACUUCAAAUCCCACAAGAAUUUCCGCAGAUACAUUUUGAAAAAGAGACAGUCUUUAGAAAUGGGGAUGGGCGCUAACGUUCGCAGGGAGGUGCUGCUGCAAUUUUUGUUAACUCUUUGGAUUUGGGGAACUGUUCGAGUAAGUGAGGGAAUAUGGUUAAAUCUGCCGGCAACGGGGACAAAGUGCGUUUCCGAGGAACUCCACUCCAAUGUUGUCGUAUUAGCUGAUUACGUUGUCGUUUCCGAGGAGAACUAUCACCUUCCAACCAUCUCUAUCAAGGUGACAUCACCAUACGGGAACAAUCUUCAUCAUAAGGAAAAUGUGACACAUGGUCAAUUUGCAUUCACAACUGAAGAGGCUGGCAACCAUCUGGUGUGUUUCUGGGUGGAGGGCCAUAAUGAAGGAGAUGCAGAUGUAAGUCUCAACCUUGACUGGAAAACUGGUAUAGCAGCUAAGGAUUGGGAGUCGGUUGCAAGUAUAGAAAGGAUUGAGGGUGUUGAACUUGAGCUGAGAAAACUUGAAGGAGCAGUGGAUGCCAUCCAUGAGAAUCUACUGCAUCUCAAAAUCAGAGAAGCAGAGUUGAGAAAUGCAAGUGAGACGACAAAUACUAGAGUAGCAUGGUUUAGUAUCAUGUCCUUGGGACUAUGCAUUUUGGUCUCGGUUCUGCAGUUAUGGCAUUUGAAGAGUUUCUUCCAAAAGAAGAAGCUUAUCUAGAUAUUGCUAAUGAAAUAGGAAAGUCCCCUAUUCUUUUUGUUUUCA
Molecule: messenger RNA, 825 nt
Organism: Manihot esculenta (cassava)
Lineage: Eukaryota; Viridiplantae; Streptophyta; Magnoliopsida; Malpighiales; Euphorbiaceae
Product: transmembrane emp24 domain-containing protein p24delta3
Exons: 4
Coding region: 127-780 (217 amino acids)
Biological process (GO): Golgi organization; endoplasmic reticulum to Golgi vesicle-mediated transport; intracellular protein transport
Cellular component (GO): COPII-coated ER to Golgi transport vesicle; endoplasmic reticulum-Golgi intermediate compartment; Golgi apparatus
Source: RefSeq, a predicted model, not a curated record